Molecule: messenger RNA, 2879 nt
Organism: Gambusia affinis (western mosquitofish)
Lineage: Eukaryota; Metazoa; Chordata; Actinopteri; Cyprinodontiformes; Poeciliidae
Product: zinc finger protein 821
Exons: 6
Coding region: 347-1879 (510 amino acids)
Biological process (GO): regulation of transcription by RNA polymerase II
Cellular component (GO): nucleus
Molecular function (GO): RNA polymerase II cis-regulatory region sequence-specific DNA binding; DNA-binding transcription factor activity, RNA polymerase II-specific
Source: RefSeq, a predicted model, not a curated record
CUCCUGCGAGCUGCCAGCGGCUCUGGGUCGGAGCGGCUCUGGUUUGCUCGCCGUCCGUCUGUCUGUAUGUCUGUCGUCGGGCUUGGACAUCAUUUUUAAACCCCUCUCAGCGCCUGGAAGGGAACAUUUUUCAAACUAAAUCUGGAAGAAUGUGACACACAAUUGGAUUUCUCCUUGUUUACACCUACGGUAGCGCUUACGUUUCUUCCGAUGGAGCGGGUGAUUUGGAGAGAGUUUGUCCGGUAAUUGGGUCCAUCGGCUCGGUUCGGAGUUCAUCUGGACUGCAGGGGAAACCUUAAGUGGUUCGGGGAGACCUUUAACCCCCCUCCGGUGAGAGGGGGAUACUAUGUCCAGACGAAAACAGACCAACCCCUUCAAAGUUGACUGGCCAUUCCACACUUUGGGCUUAUCUGGACUCCAGCACACCAUUAACAUGGACGGCAGGGAUGAAUUCACCGAGGACGGCGAAAGCUGCAACAACAACAACUCGCAGGAAGUCCAAGGACAGGAUAGCCUCACAGAAGACAGCGAUAGCGACCCUGACAACCACGGCGAAGACUCGUCCUCCAACGCCUCUGCUGACGACCACAUGACUGCCAACCGAGCGCAGUGCCGCCUUCAAGGGGCGGGUGUCAAAGUGGAGAGUGACGAGGGAGCUGACCACAGCAACAGCUUCGUCUGUCCUCUGUGCACGCUGGAUUUCAGCAGCCCUGAGAGACUCAUUUCACAUGUCUACCAGCAUACAAGCAUGAUGAGCAACACCAAGAGCUACGUGUGUCCAGUGUGUGGGCGAGCCCUGAGUUCUCCUGGCUCGCUUGGACGGCAUCUUCUCAUCCACUCUGAGGACCGCCUCUCCAACUGCGCCGUCUGUGGCGCACGCUUCACAGACACCAACAACUUUAACAGGGAAAAGCUAAAAGAUGUCCUCGACACAAGCAGGGUGGACGUUACUGGUGGACGGGACUCCUGCUCCAUGUCCCAGUCCCUCUCCAGCAGCCCCAUGAGCAGCCCGGGCUCCAGCACGCACUCCUGCCACGGAGCGGGUCCCAGUCCCAGUUCCUGUCAGGGCCCGCCUCCCUGCCAGGCUCCCGAUCCGACACCCACCCUCUGUCAGGUCCAUCGCUCCUGCCAAGCCUCCAGCCACAUCCCAAACCAGUGUCAAGGACCACGGCCGUGCCACGCGUUAAGCCCAGGUUGUGGACAGUGCUCAGGGUCCGAUCAAGGACCCACCUUUCCUUCGCUGCCCGAUGGGCUCCUGUCCGAAGGUCCGUCGCUCGCGUCCAUCCCUGACGCCCUCAACUCCUCCUCUUCAGCCCUUCCUCCCAUUCCCGACAUCAUGAGCCCGAUGCCCGUCUACCCCGCCGGAGUCCUGCUGGUGUGCAACAGCUGCGUGGCCUACCAGCAGCUGGUGGAGGCGCAGUCUCCGAUGCGGAAGUGGGCCUUGCGUCGCAAGAACGAGCCCCUGGAGGCUCGCCUGCAGCGUUUGGAACGCGAACGCACCGCGAAGAAGAACAAGCGCGCCUGCGAGACAGACGAGGAGAAGGAGCUGAGGCGGCUGCGAGACCGCGAGGCCAAGCGCAUGCAGAGGAUGCAGGAGACGGAGGAGCAGAGGGCGCGGCGGCUGCAGAGAGACCGGGAGGCCAUGCGGCUAAAGAGGGCCAACGAGACUCCGGAGAAGAGGCAGGCCCGGCUGAUCCGCGAGAGGGAGGCCAAGCGGAUCAAGCGGCGGCUGGAGAAGAUCGACCCCGCCCUCAGGACGCAGAUCGAGCACGAUCCCGCCGCGAUGGCCGCUCUCACAGCGGACAUGAGUCUCUUUCAGUUCCCCUGUCCCAUGCCGGUUCCUUCCAUAGAUAAUGGUCUCUUCAUGAAGCUGCCAUGAUACCUGUGGAUCCUAUAAAAACUCCCCCAGCCUGUUCCGUCAGGUUCCUGUCCUACUCUCCCCCAUUCCCCGAUUUCCUCUGUAUUCAUGCAAACUUCUUCAAUUUCUAAUUUAUUACAGUCUAUAAAACCUUGGAAACAGGGUUGAGAAUGUUUCUUAUUCUAAGAGCAUGCUGUAAAGAGAUUUAUCCGUGUUUCAGUGGACUCUCAGCGGUAAUAGUACAUUCUGGUGGGAGCAGUUAUUCUUGCUUCAACUGAAAAACAAAACGAAACAAAAAAAGAAUCAUUUGCACAUGGAUCCUCAGUGAGGGGAGUGUGGACCCUGUAGCUGCAGACCCUCCCUCCCUGGUCCUCCCAGCCCAGUAACUCAGACUCCGGUAGCUGCUCCUCUCUCUGUUUUCUAGCUGCUACCGUGGAACAUUCAUGUCCAAACUACUACCUCAUCCGGCGCCGUGGACGGUCGCUCUCUGUCCUGUGGCUUACCAGCUCCAAGCUUCCAAAGCUACACACACUAUACAAUACUACAGAAGACGCAGGUCGUUUCCCCACACUUUUAAGUUUUGAUAUUCCUCUUUAUGGCACUUUAAUAGGUCACAUCCAUUUAUUGGUGAAUGUUUGUCCCUAUUGAACAUGCCCGGUGUUGAAAAGCAUUCCUGUCGUCAUUAUCUUCAUUCAUGUCGUCUUUUUUUUUUUUUUUAAACACUGUGUGUAAUUUAUUGUUUUUUAAAAACUCAGUCUCUGCUGCUGUUAUUGUACUGUACAUUACAUUAUUUACCUCUUAUAUAUUUUGGUCUCAUUACAUGGAAAAAGAAAACCCAACAUGUUACCUGUUGACCUCAGAUUUCGUCGCAUUACUUGAAUUCUGUCUACGAAGAUGCAUUUGUGUUUUAUGCUAAUUGGUAAACAUGUUAGUGUACAGAAAGUCAUGCUUAAUUUCAACCUGCUUUGUGCAAUUCCUGUAGCAUUCACGUUCUCUGUGAGUCUGCAGUGUCUUAUGUUGU